Messenger RNA from Drosophila navojoa, 1919 nucleotides. It is a transcript of the gene Chi, whose product is annotated as LIM domain-binding protein 2 Chi. NCBI's taxonomy places the organism in Eukaryota, Metazoa, Arthropoda, Insecta, Diptera, Drosophilidae. The record is from RefSeq and is a predicted model, not a curated record.
AUGCUUAUCAACUCGAUAACAUUUCUAUCUAAUUGAACGAUUAUUCCCUUUGGAAAGUAGAUACAUAAUUGAAAGUUUAAUAUAUAUUUCUUUUUAUUUAGACCUAAGCGAAUGUUAUUAAAACUACUGAAGUAGGAAUGAAUCGUAGAGGUUUAAAUACUGGAAAUACGAUGACUUCUCAAUCAAAUAUUGACGAAGGAAACUGGAAAGGGGUAGCAGAAGGCUCAGCAAUGCUGCCUUCAUCGAAUUCUUCAUCUAUAAAUCCGGACGCCAGCAAUCAGAGUGGAUUUCCACAAGGCGGGCUACCAUAUUCGGCUAGUGGCAAUCCAUACCCACAAGCUGGUCAAUCCUCACCUGCUGGCAAUCAGUCUUUAGUAUUUCAAAAUACUAAUCAACCCGGAUCGAAUACUCCUCAAUAUACAUCAUCGCCAGCUCCGUCAGGCUCAUCGACUCCAGGUCCUGUUGGUGUUGCAUCGCAAAAUAUACAGGGAAAUUAUUCACAAUCCUCAACUGCUGGCAACUUCAAUGGACCAGUUGGCGGACCAUUUGGGUCACCGUCUUCCGGCUUGGGUCAAUUUAGCCGACCAGCAAGCUCAGGCACUCCAUUUAACAGCGGACAGGCUGGUCAUUUCUCCUCGCCGACAGUUUUUGGCGUCGGAAGCCAAUUCAAUCCCAUGCCACCAGCAUCACCAUUUGGCCAUGGUGGAAACCAUCCAAUGAUGGGCGGACCUCAGCAAAUGGAUAGAAUCGAUCAAGGCUUUAGGAGGCACAACUCAUACUUCAGUCACACAGAGCAUCGGGUGUUUGAGCUGAACAAACGCCUGCAACAGCGCAAUGAAGACAGCGACAACUGCUGGUGGGAUUCGUUCACAACCGAAUUCUUCGAGGAUGACGCCAGAUUAACAAUAUUAUUUUGCUUGGAAGAUGGACCAAAAAGAUAUACAAUUGGCCGGACACUGGUGCCACGCUUUUUUCGAAGCAUCUUUGAGGGCGGCGUCUCUGACCUGUAUUUCCAGCUGAAGCAUGCUAAGGAAUCUUUCCACAACACAUCCAUAACAUUGGAUUGCGAUCAGUGUACCAUAAUAACACAGCAUGGCAAGCCAUUUUUCACAAAAGUGUGUGCGGAUGCAAGACUUAUACUAGAAUUUAUGUACGAUGACUACAUGAGAAUCAAAUCAUGGCACAUGACCAUCAAAGGACAUCGAGAACUCAUUCCACGAUCCGUAAUUGGCACUUCGCUUCCGCCGGACCCGAUGCUGUUGGAUCAAAUAACCAAGAAUAUCACUCGGGCUGGCAUAACAAACUCAACCUUAAACUACCUUCGCUUGUGUGUUAUACUGGAGCCAAUGCAGGAGCUUAUGUCGCGCCACAAGGCGUAUGCUCUGAGUCCGCGCGAUUGCUUAAAGACGACUUUAUUUCAAAAGUGGCAGCGCAUGGUGGCGCCGCCCGGCAAAAAGGACCCCCAAAGACCGCCGAAUAAGCGUCGCAAAAGAAAAGGAUCCAAUUCGGGAGGUGCCAACAACACGAGCACACCACCCGUAGCGAAUCAAAAGAGAUCGCCAUCGGGACCCAGCUUUUCCCUGUCCUCGCAAGAUGUGAUGGUUGUUGGCGAGCCAACAUUAAUGGGCGGCGAAUUCGGAGAGGAGGACGAAAGGCUCAUCACGCGUUUGGAAAAUACCCAAUACGAUGGCACCAAUGCCGUCGAGCACGAUAAUCACACUGGCUUUGGCCAUGCCGAUUCGCCAAUAUCUGGCUCAAAUCCAUGGAGUAUGGAGCGGGGAGGCAAUAUUCCAGCUAGUCCUGGCAACCCUUCUGGACCUCAAAAUAAUGCAAAUAUAGCGGAUAUAGAUAAAAAGAGCCCCAUUGUAUCGCAAUAGAAUAAAAUGAAUAGUCCGAAAUUAUAAUUUAAUUUUAUGAUA